Molecule: messenger RNA, 1293 nt
Organism: Ichthyophthirius multifiliis
Lineage: Eukaryota; Ciliophora; Oligohymenophorea; Hymenostomatida
Product: kinesin motor domain protein
Exons: 3
Biological process (GO): microtubule-based movement
Molecular function (GO): microtubule motor activity; ATP binding; microtubule binding
Source: RefSeq, a predicted model, not a curated record
AUGCAAUAAACAAAUUCACAAGAAUACCCAAUAUUAGUAACAAUAAGAGUACGUCCCCAAGCCGAAACAUAAAAGAAAAAUUCUAUAAAAAUCCUAGACGAAAAAAACAUAGUAAUACAAAACAACGACUAAACACAUUAAUUUAAAUUUUCAAAAAUCUUCAAACAAUCAAAUUCUCAAUUAGAAAUUUUCCAAAGCAUAUGCUAACCAAUACUAUUUCACGCAAUAUAAGGAUAAAAUGCGUCAUUUUUAGUAUAUGGAUAAACAGGAACUGGAAAAACACAUACAAUGGGUUUUCAUUCAAAUAACUAUUUAUAAGAACCUGGAAUAAUAUAACAUUCAAUAAAAUUUUUAUUUGAUUAUUUUUAAAAAUAAAAAUAAGUAUGGGAAAUUAAUUUAAGUUUUAUGCAAAUUUAUAUAGAAGAGAUAUUUGAUUUACUCAAUCCUGAUGGUUAAAAAUUACAAAUAAGGGAAGAUACAGAAAGUAAUGAAGUUUAUGUUCAGAACUUAAUAACUGUUCCUGUUAAAAACCAAGAAUAAGCUUUAAAAUUAAUAGAAGCAGGUCUUUAGUAUAGAAUGUAGGGUUCUUAGAAUAUUAAUUCUCUUUCUAGUAGAUCUCAUACUAUUUUAAAUAUUACUAUUUAAUAGAAAAUAACCUAUAAUGAAUAUUUAGUUUCAAAUAUUGCUUUUGUAGAUUUAGCUGGAUCUGAAAGAAUAAAAAAAUCUUAAUCUACAGGAAUAAGAAUGGAGGAAGCUAAAAAAAUAAAUAGCUCUUUAAGUGCUUUAAGUAGUGUAAUUUCUCAAUUAUAUAAAUAAUAAUCUUAUAUAGAUUAUAGAAGUUCAAAAUUAACUCGUAUAUUAUAAAAUUGUUUAAAUAAUUAAAGCAAAAUUGCUUUAAUUGCAACUUUGGAACCUUCAGAAGAAAAUAGUUUUGAAAGUUAUAGUACUUUAUUAUUUGCUUCAAGAUGUCAGGAUAUUUAAUAAUUACCUUCACAAAGUUUAAGUAAUAUUUAUUAAAUUGGAAAUAAAUAAGAUAUGGAAAUUAAAGAAUUAAAAGAUAAAAUAUUAUAUUAUUAAAUAAGUGAAGAUAAAUAAAACUAAAAAGAUAAUUGUAAAAACGAAUGUAUAAAAAUAGCUAAAAAUUUAUAAUUUGUAAAUAAUAUAUAAAUAAAUAAAUAUUAUAAUUUAAAAUUUUUAUUAUUUAAUUUAAUAUAUUACUAAAUAGGAAUAACAAAAUAUAGAACAACUUUCAAAUAAAAUUGGUAAUAAUAAUAAUUUUUUUUAAGAAUUUGA